AUGGAAUUUGUUAAACAAUCAGAAAAAUCUUCUGACUCAUUCGAACCUAUUACUGAAUAUUGCAAUAUGCAAUUAGAUGAAGUAAAUGAAACUAAUUUGCUAAUCGAUGAAGUGAUCAAUCUUUCAAAUCCAGCCUUUGUUAACAAUAACAAUUCAUUUAUCAAAAGUCAAAGUAUG
Messenger RNA from Racocetra persica, 177 nucleotides. The record is from the annotation of a GenBank genome assembly. NCBI's taxonomy places the organism in Eukaryota, Fungi, Glomeromycota, Glomeromycetes, Diversisporales, Gigasporaceae.